Molecule: messenger RNA, 5045 nt
Organism: Pezoporus occidentalis (night parrot)
Lineage: Eukaryota; Metazoa; Chordata; Aves; Psittaciformes; Psittacidae
Gene: NTMT2
Product: N-terminal Xaa-Pro-Lys N-methyltransferase 2
Exons: 4
Coding region: 165-1019 (284 amino acids)
Biological process (GO): N-terminal protein amino acid methylation
Cellular component (GO): cytoplasm
Molecular function (GO): N-terminal protein N-methyltransferase activity
Source: RefSeq, a predicted model, not a curated record
CUCCCUCCUCCACCCCCUGCACUGCUCUGGACACACACCCUGAUAUAGAAUGACAGCACACUGCCACAAUUUAAACAACGCUGCCUCUGCCUCUUCGGAAGGACAGGUACUCCAGAGAGCACCAGCCACAGCAGUUGUCCACCCUUGCAAAAAACAUCUUCAUCAUGGCAUAUAAAGCAGCGCAUUUAGCUUUUAAGUCGCGCUGGCAUAAGACAGACGAAGAACUCUGUCGGCACAGUAUGUCCUUUGUCUUGCAUAAAGCAAUCCAAAAUGACUUCUUUCAGAGUUACCUUUAUCUGCUGGAAAAGCUUCCUCUGGUGAAACUUUACGCUUUGACAAGUCAAGUUAUCAAUGGGGAGAUGCAGUUCUAUGCCAGGGCCAAACACUUCUACCAGGAGGUGCCAGCCACAGAAGAGGGCAUGAUGGGAGACUACAUUGAGCUCUCCAAUACAGACAUUGAAUCUUCCAAGGAGUUUCUCAGGAAGUUUGUUGGGGGGGUGGGGAAAGCUGGCACCAACCGCGCCCUGGAUUGUGGCUCUGGAAUAGGUCGUAUCAGCAAGCAUGUCCUGUUACCAGUUUUUAAGAGUGUGGAAUUGGUGGAUAUGAUGGAGAAUUUUCUGGCUGAGGUCCCGAACUACUUGCAGGGCAAGGAGGACAGAGUAGAGAUGUAUUACUGCAAAAGCCUCCAGGAAUUCACUCCAGCCCCACAAAGAUAUGAUGUCAUCUGGAUUCAGUGGGUUUCAGGAUAUCUGACAGAUAAAGAUCUCCUGGAGUUUCUUAUCCGGUGCCAGAAUGGCUUGAAGGAUAAUGGUGUUAUCAUUCUCAAGGACAAUGUAGCCAGGGAGGGCUGUAUCCUGGACUGUCUGGAUAGUAGUGUGAUCCGAGACCUGAACAUCCUCCACAGCCUCAUUGAAAUGAGUGGACUCACCAUCCUGCAAGAGGAGAGGCAGGAGGGAUUCCCUGAGCAGUGUGUCCCUGUCUGGAUGCUGGCCAUGCAGAAAGGCCCUGGCCAUUCCUGAUUGCAUAGUGAGACUGCAGAGACUGGACUAUGGAUGAACCACAGGACUGGGAAGGAGAAAAGCAUCUACUAGAAACCACCUAACCACGCAUUGCUACUACUACAACUCUAUAGCAGCAACUCUUAAAGGGUCAGGAGAGAAUUACAAUUGAGCCAGCUUCUCCAGCAAAUAGUCUACUUCAAAAUCCUGUCUCCUUCAUCAUUCUCUCCAUUUUUAAAAGCCUUUCUAAGAGCUUCUUGUCAGAUCUCUCUUUCAUUAAUAAGUUAAUACUGGACAAAACAAAUUGAAAAGAAUUAGGUCUGAAGUCUCUGUAGUGGCUAAUGCCUUUUGGAGUGUUCUGUAUGAGGUGUUAACAAAUGAGCCUGAUUUUUACUGUGGCAUUUUAAUCUUCUUGGAGUUUAAGAAGGAUCUAUCAGAUCACUGAAGCAAGAAAUUCAAAUACUUCUGGAAAACCUAAUCCAAAUUUUGACUGUCAUCACUAUCUCUAAAUUAUUUAGACAAAAAAUAUAAGAAAAGUUUUAUCCAUUUGUUGGCAUCAGCUAUCCAUUUGGGGGGAGUUUUGUUUGGUUGAUUUUUUGCAUUUCUGUCAGUUUGGACAAUAGGACAGCCUGGCUAAUUUUCCAUUAACCUGAUUAAUUUUCCAUUUUAGUUCCAUUUAGGAACUACUUUAUUUUCCUGAGGUUUCUGCCAUAGAACAAUAGUGGCGCAUAACAGUUUUUACACUCCAGGAUAAAACUUAGAUGACAAAUAUAUGCAUGUUUGCAUUGAAAUUUUGUGAAAAGAUUUUCCCACAAAUUACAUUCUGGAAAAUAUUUUUUCAAAAUGUUCACAGUGGAAACCACUUGAAAGCUUCUCUGUAUUAUACAUACCACUGUAAAUUUCUUGCUUUCCCACAUUCAGAACAAGUCUGGCACCAUAUGCAGCUAACGGGAUUUCAUGGGGCGUUACUAGUAAGACUGUAAGAAUAACUAAUACAGUAUUGUAUUAAUUAACAACUCUACUAAACUGCAGAGGGUGUUAGUGUAACCCAGAAACAUCUAUGAUUUAUAUUCAAACAGCAGCUCUAGAAGCCUGGAUUUGAAAAUACUAACACAAAUACUAUCUCCUUAUGGUUCACAGAAAUUACACAUUAAGCUUCUCAUCCUUCUCAUAGAGGCACAGAAAGUGCUGUGGGAGGGCAGAAGUUCAUCUUGCAAAUAAAAUCGGAAUUUGAAAUUCUGCUUCAUUCUGAGUGGGGACAAGAAGGGAGAAUUUUGAAGGAAAACCACACAACCGCAGACUUUUCCAUUCAGACAAAAUCAAAUGUUUAUCUUGAAUUGGGCUUUUAAAAUAAUUUGCACUUUAAAUGUCAUUAAAUGCAGUAAAAAACAAAUUAAAUAUGGCUUGUUCAAAAUUCUGGAAAUUGAAUUAUGACAUUAGAAUAGACUUUUUUGACUCUGUCAGAAUUUUUAUCAUGUUUUAUUCUCCUGAAAUGCUAUUCUGGCAAAACUAACCAGCCUUUAUGUGUUGCAUUAUGACAAACCUCCACGUUCUGAUGGAAAGGGGUUCUAUAAAACAUCCUCCACAUGACUGUAGGCACAGUUGUCUGUCUUAAAUAUUGUCAUCUGUGUUAGAUUAAUUCACGUAGAAGCUUGAAGAUAACGAGAUCAAGGAACCUCUCAGCUGGAUUUUAGAACACUCUGCCAUCCUUUGAUAACAAAUCUCCAGUUUUGGUUUUAAUUGCAUAACUCUUCUUCUCUAGCAGUAUGGUUGCAUAUGUUGAGAAUUUCCAGUUUAUGGCAGAGGGCUUCCUGCCAUCAAAUCUUAUCCAGUGAUUGUCCUCUUAAUGUGGCAUCACUAAUUGUAGCAUUAAGGAAGACAACCCUAGUGAUUUGGUGAAUAUUCUGGUGUGUCAUAUAACCAUGAAACCUAUAGUUCCCAUGACACAGAUGUGUCUGGAAUGUUUUGUCUAAUCUUUCCAUUCUAAUCAACUGGUAAUGGAUGUAAAUUUAGUAUUUAACAUUGAUAAAAACCUUAGGUGAACACUUACAUUCUGGAAUUGUCCCCAGAACUAAGUACUUCAAAUUCCCUUUAAGCUACUGUAAUACUUCUAUUCUGCUGAGGCUGCUAAAAUCUGGUGUGGUCUUUGUGUACAUAUGAGUAUGUGCAGAUAUUUGAAGGAAAUCCAGUCAUUUGGUUUACAGGAAAGAGGAAUCAGUCCUAUAGUUAGUAACGCUGGUUAGCAAUAGCAGGAGAAUAUUUAAAAGGCCUUUACAUGGAUUACAAAUUAAUUUGCCCUUAAUAAUUUUUUCUUGCAGCCACAGUCAUCUGUCAUGGUACAGAAUACUUGGGGAUUGCUGGAGAUCAUAGUACAAUAGUGCCUGUGCCAGGCAUGUCUGAAUGAUGUUGAUAACUACAAUGGUGAGAGAAUGGCAUUGUGGAAGUAGGAAGUAAACAAUUCUAUGCAAAUUUAAACAGCUGCCACAUCUCAGAGGGCAGAAUAUAUCAGAUGUUCACUUACACACCAGUGUGGGUGCCGUUCUGUAAAGAGAGAUACGGUUCCAAGAUGAAUAUAGGAAUGUAAAAGGGUUUAGGAUGAAACGUAGAAUAUAAAUGACUGGUACUGUUAUCAGUGAAAUACAAUUUUCAAGGCAAAAAUGGUCUUCCUGUGUUUUGUACAUCUUUCCUAUGCGUAUUUCCAAAAUACAUAUAUUUAAGCAUAUAAUGAAAAUUGGUUCCCUUAACUGUGUGAGAACAGAGACAAAUAAAGUGGCAAUUUACUAGAAAAACACAUAUUUCAUGGUUCCCACAUUCCUGGAAAUUAAUGUUUCAUGGCUAUGUUGCUUCCACAGUAAAAUAUUAAAGCUUUUCUGGUGACAUGAUGAACCUCAAAAGUAAAGACACACCAGCCCUCCGGGGCUUACAUGCAUGAGAUUGCUGCAAACUGAAUAAUAUUUUGUUUCCCACUUUUCCAAGAUACAUUUUUCAUUGAAGAACUCCUAGUCAACCAGUGUAGGCCACCCUUAGAUGUUGGGUAAGUGUCAUGCUUGGCUUAAAAAAUCAGGGCUUUCUGGACUUUACCAUAGUACAUAAUCACAGUAAUAAUGAUAAUGUAUCACAGAUUUCAGGGAGAGGAUCUUGCUUAGAAAUCAUGUAUAUAUCAGUUGAUCUUUCAUGUUCAAAGACUGGAUAAUCAACUCAGUUGCUCUGCCUCAACUUCCAGGUUAUUUAAACUAUGCACUUAAAGAAGUCUUUAGCUGAUCAGGUUGCAGUGAGAGUUUGAAUCCCAUUUGUUUGGUGCUCAUUUAGGAUGUUCCCAAUCUCAAGUACCAGAAAUUUAAUCCAAGAUUGAGACCCUGGCUGAAGGAAGGUUCACAGAACACUUAGGGUCCUCCAAGCUCAAGUCCUCAUUCACCACUGACAGGUAAUUAGUAAAAUACGUAAUUACUCCUUCAAUCAGAAGUUUCUCCCGGGCAACCACUGCUCAAGUAAAUCCUCAGCCAAAGUGCAGAAAAGCCUGCUUCUGCACCAAAACUCUUGGUAAUGCUCAGUUUUCCUGUGUUAGGUCCAGUGCAUCUAUCCUGUUUGACUGAAGGCCUUUAUUAUAUGAAUGGGAUGUUCCUUGCAAAAGAGAUCCUCAUAUCCUGACAGUAGACCCCCAAAUGCUACUGCAACCCAAAUGAAACAUAACAAAGUGAUUAUUACAGCAGGCUGAACGGCGAUUCCAACUGUGCGUCCUGCAACCAUCAAAGUUCAUGCUGUUCGGGUUCCAAAAGCGACUCAGAUGUUACCAAUGUCCUCUCAUUCCUGAUUGGAAGUCAUCAUUUUUAGACAUAUUGCUGAACAGGUGUUCUAAAAUAUUUUGCUUCAGAAAUACCAAAUUGAUCAUAUCAAUUUUCAUUUGACUUUCUUGUUUGGAUGUUUAUAUAAUCUAGCCUAAACUGACAUUUUAUGUAAGAUGAUAAUACAUUAUAUGGUAUUGCAGUAGUUGAAGUACAACAUUUGUUUCCUACAGAAUGUGCUAAUAAAAUCAGUACCUUUGCUGCA